AUGAGCGCUUUAUCAUUUGCCACCUCCCCAGCCCCAUCAUCACGUAUGAAAGAAAACCAACUAGCGGUGAACGUGAGACCAUUCGCUUCUUCUCUUGCCUUCAACUUGGACACAGAGACAGUGACACGCUUCCACAUGGAAGGCUCUGGGUUCAGACACAGUGUGGUCCAGUACGGCGGCUCUUGGGUGGUGGUCGGAGUGCCAAAGGAAAUAAGGGCCACUAACCAAAUAGGUGGCCUCUACAAAUGUGGCUAUCGCACGGGCAAGUGUGAGUCUAUUCACCUUCUGGUGCCCCCACAGGCUGUGAACAUGUCCCUGGGGCUGUCCCUUGCUGCUGCCACCAACACUUCCCGGCUGUUGGCCUGUGGUCCUACUGUGCACCACACAUGCAGAGGUUCUUCCUCGAGACUCAAAGGCCUUGUCCACAUCAGAGGACCAAGGAAGCUUUGUUCUCUGACACAGAGAGGACCCAUGAAGUCACAGCAACAUCCUUUCCUAGUGUGUCCAAGGCAAGACCAGAAUAUUGCGUUCUUGAUUGAUGGCUCCAGUAGCAUCUCAUCCGCAAAUUUUAAAACAAUGCUGAACUUUGUGAAAGCGGUGAUGAGCCAAUUCCAGUGACCCAGCACGCAGUUCUCCCUGAUGCAGUUCUCUAAUAAGUUCUGGAUACAUUUUACUUUCAACGACUUCAUCUCCACUUCAAGCCCUUUAAGCCUGUUGAGGUCUGUAAAGCAGCUGGGAGGGAGGGCGCACACAGCCACGGCUAUCAAGCACGCCGUAACACAACUGUUCACUUCCCAAAGCGGGGCUCGGGAAGAUGCCACCAGGGUACUCAUUGUCAUCACCGAUGGGAUGAAACUAGGUGAUUUCCUGGGUUAUGAUGACGUCAUCCCCAUGGCAGAAGCCGCAGGCAUCAUUCAUUAUGCAAUUGGGGUAGGAAAGGCUUUUUCCACUAAGGAUUCUAUACAAGAAUUAAAGGACAUUGUGUCGCUGCCUCCUUGUGAAUACAUUUUCAGCGUGGAGAACAUUGAUGCUUUGAAGGAUAUUCAGAGCCAGUUGCAGGAAAAGAUCUUUGCCAUUGAGGGUACAGAGACAGCAAGCAGCGGCUCUUUUGCAUUGGAGAUGUCCCAGGAGGGUUUCAGCGCUGUGCUUAUGCCUGAUGGACCAGUUCUAGGGGGUGUGGGAAACUUCAGCUGGUCUGGAGGUGCCUUCCUAUACCCCCCAAAUAUGAGGCCCACCUUCAUCAAUAUGUCUCAGGAGAGUGUGGACAUGAGGUAUGCUUACCUGGGUUACUCCACCACACUGGCCAUUUGGAAGGGGGUCCACAGCCUGGUCCUGGGGGCCCCUCGCCAUCAGCACACGGGGAAGGUCGUCAUCUUUACCCAGGAAUCCGGGCAAUGGAAGGCCCAGUCUGAAGUCAGAGGGACACAGAUUGGCUCCUACUUUGGGGCCUCCCUCUGUUCUGUGGACAUGGAUAGAGAUGGCAGCACUGACUUGGUCCUGAUUGGUGCCCGCCAUUACUAUGAGCAGACCCGAGGCAGGCAGGUAUCAGUGUGCCCCAUGCCCGAUGAGAGGAGCAGGUGGCAGUGUAAGGCCACUCUCCGUGGGGAGCAGGGCCAUCCUUGGGGCCGCUUUGGGGCGGCUCUGACAGUGCUAGGGGACAUGAAUGGGGACGGUCUGAUAGACAUGGCUAUUGGUGCCCCUGGAGAGGAGGAGAACAGAGGCGCCACCUACGUAUUUCACGGAGCCUCAAAACUGGACAUCGCUCUCUCGCCCAGCCAGAGGAUUUCAGGACCCCAGCUCUUUUCCGGCCUUCAGUAUUUUGGGCAAUCACUGAGUGGGGGUCAGGACCUCACCCAGGAUGGACUGGUGGACCUGGCUGUGGGGUCCAAAGGACACGUGCUGCUGCUCAGGACCAGACCGAUUCUAGGAAUGUCAUCGGCUAUACGCUUCACAUCUGCAGAGAUUGCCAGGUCUGUGUUUGAGUGUCGGGAGCAGGUGGCCUCUGUCCAGGCACUGGGCGAUGCCACUGUGUGCCUCUUUACCUAUGAAAGUCCCAAGACCCAACAAGGUGACCUCCAAAGCUCUGUCACCUUUGACCUGGCCCUAGACCCUGGUUGCAUGAGUCCCCAUGCCACCUUCAAGGAUACACAGACCCAGACUCUGACUCGAGUUAAAACCCUUGGUCUGAACAGGCACUGUGAGACUGCGAAGUCGCUUCUCCCAGUGGAGGACUCAGUGACGCCUAUCAUUUUCCGUCUCAACGUCUCUCUUGCGGGUCUGCCCAUCCCUUCCUUACAAAACCUGCAACCCGUGCUGGCUGUCAAUGAGCAAACGUACCUCACGGCCUCUCUUCCCUUUGAGAAGAACUGUGAAGCUGACCACAUCUGCCAGGAUGACCUCGGCAUCGUUUUUGGCUUCUCAGACUUGACGACCCUGGUGGUGGGAAGUGACCUGAAGAUGAAUGCAGACGUGACAGUGUCUAAUGAUGGAGAAGAUUCCUAUGGGACCACAGUCACUGUGUUCUACCCCGUGGGUCUGUCCUUUAGACUUGCAGAAGGCCAUGUAUUCCUUCGGGGGAAGGAAGAGGAUCAGCGGCAGUACACCCUGCACCUCACAUGUGACAGCACCCGAAACAGGAGUCAGAGCCUCUGGAGCACCAGUUGCAGCAGCAGCCAUGUCAUUUUCCUUGGAGGUGCACAGGUCAGCCUGGCUUCUGCCCACCCUGUCCUCUGUCCGGAUCCUGCCUCACAUUCCAACCCUUAUACCCCAUACUCCUCCGCUGUCCCCAGUGACAAUGGCAUACCCAAGACCAGAAAGACCACCUUCCAUUUGGAGCUCCCAGUAAAGCAUGCUGUGUACACCAUGGUCAGCAGGGCUCCGGGAGCUCUUGUCUUUGUCUUUGACAUUCUCAUAGCCUAA
Messenger RNA from Acomys russatus (golden spiny mouse), 2919 nucleotides. Its product is annotated as integrin alpha-X-like. Lineage: Eukaryota; Metazoa; Chordata; Mammalia; Rodentia; Muridae. Gene Ontology annotation, cellular component: integrin complex; external side of plasma membrane. Gene Ontology annotation, molecular function: integrin binding. The record is from RefSeq and is a predicted model, not a curated record. Gene Ontology annotation, biological process: cell-matrix adhesion; cell-cell adhesion; integrin-mediated signaling pathway.